Molecule: messenger RNA, 2255 nt
Organism: Puntigrus tetrazona (Sumatra barb)
Lineage: Eukaryota; Metazoa; Chordata; Actinopteri; Cypriniformes; Cyprinidae
Gene: lman2lb
Product: lectin, mannose-binding 2-like b
Exons: 8
Coding region: 34-1098 (354 amino acids)
Biological process (GO): endoplasmic reticulum to Golgi vesicle-mediated transport; endoplasmic reticulum organization; Golgi organization
Cellular component (GO): endoplasmic reticulum-Golgi intermediate compartment; Golgi membrane; endoplasmic reticulum membrane
Molecular function (GO): D-mannose binding
Source: RefSeq, a predicted model, not a curated record
AAGGGGCGGGCAUUUUGAAGUGAGCGAGGAAAAAUGGCGACCAUCGCGAUGAAGUUGAACGGGACUGUUCACACAACUGUAACGAAUUUACCGUACACUCUGGCAAACAAAAUUAGAUUAUAUGCAUUGUUAGUAUUAAUACUCGCUUUUACGAGUUGUAGCUCAGGUGAAAACACAUAUGAAGAUACUACUUACGAAUUUCUCAAGCGAGAGUAUUCGCUGAGUAAGCCAUACCAAGGACUGGGCUCCUCCAGCUCCUCACACUGGGAGUUCAUGGGAAACACCAUGAUCAUGCCUGAACACAUACGGCUAACACCAGACUUGCAGAGCAGACAAGGAGCUGUAUGGAGUCGUAUUCCCUGUUACCUCAGGGACUGGGAGCUUCGACUACAGUUUAAGAUCCAUGGCGAGGGCAAGAAGAACCUGAAUGGAGACGGCCUUGCAAUAUGGCUGACCAAAGAGCGAAUGCAAAAUGGUCAAGUGUUUGGAAACACAAACUUUUUUACAGGUCUGGGUAUUUUUAUAGACACCUAUCCCAAUGAUGAUAAGCAGCAUGAGAGAACGUUCCCGUUUAUCUCUGCAAUGGUCGGGAACGGGAGUGUUGCAUAUGAUCAUGAUCGUGAUGGGCGCUCUACUGAUCUUGGCGGCUGCGCUGCUCACGUUCGCAAUGUUGAAUAUGACACAUUUCUCCUGAUCAGAUACAUGAAGAACAGACUCACAGUGAUGACUGAUAUUGAGGGGAAGCAAGAGUGGAAGGACUGCCUGGAUACCCCUGGAGUGAGACUGCCACAAGGUUACUACUUUGGCGCUUCAUCAGCCACUGGAGAUUUAUCAGAUAACCAUGACCUGAUCUCCUUCAAGCUGUAUGAGCUUACAGUGGAACGGAGUCCUGAAGAGGAAGAGGACCAGCAAGAGAUCAUGUUGCCUAGUGUAGACUACCGAAUGGACCCUAAUGUUCUUGUGGAGGAUGAAGGAAGGAGCAUCAUCACCACCUUCUUUCUUUUCAUUGUGUCGGUCGUCGUGCUGGUUGUAGUGGUUGUGGUUAUUCUCUUUCUUUUAAAUCACUAUAAAGAGAACCGCCGCAAACGCUUCUACUGAGAAAAUCGAAAGGCAAGUGACAGGAAGGAAAUGGGACGAAAGAUCCAACAUGAACGUGACUGGCAUUUUUUGCAAUGGACCGCUUCUGGUCCUCACCUCUGCCACCAACAGAAAGGACGUGAAGGCCAGCACUGAACUAAAAGCCAUACCUGACCUCUCCGAGUGGAUAGCAACCACCUCAAUCAUGAUUAUGAUCUCAGAAAACUUUAAGAUUAUUUGAAAGAGUGUGCAUCUGUUUUUGAAGGUUUUGUGUGCGUUUGCUUUAUUUUGUACCAGUUACACUGACCUUGGCCUUUGACCCAGAGGCAGCACGGAGAACUAUGUGUGACAGCAUUUACAGAGACACAAUAGUUUAACUGUUGUAUUCUCAGGUUGUCUGUAAUGCCACUGCAGAAAUCCCAAAAACCUUUGUGUUCUUUCAGUUGGACAGAAAAGAAUGAAAAGAAAAUACGAACAUCACCUUGACCUUUCUUCUGUCACGAUCAUCUCAUCAGCAUUCAGCCAUCAUGUUUUAACUUAAGUAAAAUUAAUAACAUUUGAUUUUCAUCUUUGUGUAAGUAAUGCUGCCCAACUGUACUGUUAUAAACAGACAGUAACAACCAUCAAUGUGAAUAUGAAGAAUGUUUCCCAAAUGUCUGUUUUGUGAUACAUAUAGGUAUUUAAGAUGUCUUUUGAUAUAUGUGAUCCUGUUUUAUCAAAAGCUGCACUGAACUGCUUGAUUAUCUGGAGUUACUUUGGUUUGCCAUGAUUUAACCACUUUAGCUUACAGGUUAUGUUAAGCUUUUAUAUUCCAUGUCUUCAUGGCCUUAUUUGAAUACUAUGUUUAAUAAUCUAAAAGAUGACGACGUGUCUAUUCGUGCGUCUUAAAAUCUUCCGGAAAGAGACAGGCAAUUUGACAGUUCCAGAUUUUUUCAGUAAUUGCACUAUUGCAAAUGUAUGCAAGGUGUUUUGCAUUCGUCCAUGUUCCAGUCUUUCCUAUCACUUGUAGCUGCAGCUCUCUACAGUUGUGCAGCAUUGUUUUAUACUGGGAGAGAUUGCAUUGCUGUUCUCAUCGGCUCAGUGAUUGAGCAAGCUGCUGUAACAAACUGAUAUUUUCAUGGUUGUCACCAACAUGUUUGAAUGUUAAAAAGUCUAAAUUAAACAUUUAAAGAAUCUUA